Molecule: messenger RNA, 1434 nt
Organism: Diaporthe amygdali
Lineage: Eukaryota; Fungi; Ascomycota; Sordariomycetes; Diaporthales; Diaporthaceae
Product: fad dependent
Exons: 3
Coding region: 1-1434 (477 amino acids)
Molecular function (GO): oxidoreductase activity
Source: RefSeq, a predicted model, not a curated record
AUGUCUUCUCUUAAGCAGACUCUCCUCCAGACAAGCGGCCUUCUGGCUGCUCUAGCUGCGACGGACAGCACGAACGUCAGCGUGGUGACAACAGACACUCUUGUCAUCGGCGGAGGUGCUGGAGGAGCGCAUGCUGCAGUCCGACUUACGGAUUAUGGCCAAGAUGUGAUUCUCGUCGAGAGACAACCAAUUCUGGGCGGUGCUGUAGACAGUUUUACGGACCCGACCACGGGAAAAACGUACGACAUUGGCGUUGGGGACUUCACAGAUUAUGGAAAUAUCACAGGCUUCUUUGGUCGCUUCAAUGUUCCAAUCACAACUCCAUCUCAGUCGGCUUCCUCAGCUGCUCCUAGGCGUGUCGACUUCUCCACUGGUCAAGUGCUCACCAAUUACACUGGGCCAUCCACAGCCGACGUUCAUGCUGCACUGCAGCGGUAUGCCACUGCUGCGGAACAGUACGAGGAUAUUCUAGUUCCCGGGUACUGGAAUUUUCCCAAUGCAAGCGACAUCCCCGAGGAUUUGCUGAUGAACUUCGGGGCCUUUGUCGAGAAAUACAAUAUCUCCGACGCUUUACCUACCAUUUUCCAGAUUGCUGGAGCAAUGGGCCGCAUCGUGGAUAAGGAGGUCCUGCCGGUGAUGCGAGCUUUCCCAGCACAGACGGCACGAACGGUUUUGGGUACGCAGAAAUCAUACGUCACUGCAUCAGGGCGCAACCAGGAUCUCUAUGAUGCAAUAGGUCGAUUCCUGGGUAACAAAGUGUAUUACAACACUCAAGCCAUCAGCUCGGUACGCUGCGAUGCCGGUGUCGCCGUGACAGUCCAGGACAUCAACACUGGAGUGCAAACUAUCAUCCAGGCCAAGAAUCUCGUCCUCGGCAUCGCCCCUGAUGCUUCCAAGUUCCCCAUCUUCGACUUUGAUGACCAGGAGCUUAGCGUUUUCAGCAAGCUCCAGUACACACGCGAGCACGUCUUCAUCGCGUCCAGCCCGUCAUUGGACACCAAUGUCAGCUUGGCCAAUCUUCCGAUCCAGGCAAACGACAACAGCUUCACACACUACCCAGACUACAACUUCACAGGCUCUAUCUCUAGGCUGGCCCCUGGCUCCAGUCUCUUUCACACCUCCGUCGUGGGGGAUAAACUGCUGGGCCCUGAUGACGCCAAAGCCAAGCUCAACAAUGACGUCCAAACAUUGAUUGGAUCUCACAACCUGCCAGCCAGCAGCCAAGAGCAGCUCGACUUCCAAUUCGUCUCCGACCAUGGAUUCAUGCACGGUCGGGUGACAGCAGACGACUACAGGGCUGGCUUCAUCCAGGAUCUCCAAGCUCUCCAAGGCCGGCGAUCCACCUGGUACACAGGCUCUCUCUUCGCAGCAAAUUGGCAGACCAUCCUAUGGGAGUACAAUGAAGUGCUGGUGCCAAAGAUUGUGGGUGCGUAA